Bactrocera oleae (olive fruit fly) is the source of this 2191-nucleotide messenger RNA. The record is from RefSeq and is a predicted model, not a curated record. Lineage: Eukaryota; Metazoa; Arthropoda; Insecta; Diptera; Tephritidae.
AGGAUUCUAUUAGGUGGCAAUGAGAGGGGUUCAUUUUGAUAUUAGCUAAUUCAGUUGGUAUUUGGUUGUUGUGCUGGAAUGUAAGUAAAUGUAUUUAGAUGUGUAAAAAGUGCGAUUACAUAGGGUGAUUAAAGUGGAUUUUUCAUUGUUAAAAGUGAAAAUGAAUAAGUUUGUUUUAAAAGAAAUUCCAACAAGUGAAUUAAAUUUUAUAUAUAUUUUACAUGUGUUAAUAUACAUAUGUAUAAGGCAGAAACAAGUCGAUUUAUAAUGCAUAAGUUACAAGCAAAUUUAAUUUCCGUAGCGCGCGCUUUCCAAUUUAUUAUUGCUGUAAAAUUUUACUUAAUCGGUGGCGUUGCAGCUGUUUGCAAUUGCUUUGCUUUUUUAUUUUUACUCGCGGAAAUUGUCAGCAGCCAACAAUUGAGUGUAUGUUUUUCUAAUGUUGCUUUUCGCACUAGUUUUUUACAUUUUGUAUCAUGCACUCGAGCAAGUGACUGCAUUUCGUUGCAUUCUUGAGACAUUAUACCAACACUAGUUGGCGAUCAAGGUCAAGGUUAUGUAUGUGACGUCAAAAUACAGGUUGUGCUUUCCGUUCUUCCCUAUCUAGCAAACGGUGAGGAAGUCCACACUAGCAAUUGUUCAAGUAAAGUACCUGGUAUACCUAACCCUUAGGAUAAAGUUAGACAAUUGUAAAUACGAAUAAUUAGUACAAAAUAUCAAAUCUCAAAGGAAACUAAAGUCUUGUAACAAGUGCAUACAAACAACAAUACAAUGGCUUCCUCAUCACCACCUGCAGCAGCACCACCACCACCACCUCCGUCAUCAGCCACUACCGCUGGCAAAGGAUUUCCCAACAAAAUUUACAAUGCUCUUAUUGGCUCAGUGGACAAACAUGUGCCCGAAAAGAUGCGACCAUUGUGGCAGCAUCCAGCUGGACCAAAAACUGUUUUCUUCUGGGCACCACUUUUCAAAUGGUCUCUUGUCAUAGCUGGUCUCAGCGACUUGGCGCGUCCGGCUGAAGCUCUUUCGGUGCCACAGUGUGCAGCACUCGCCGCCACCGGUAUCAUUUGGUCACGUUACUCCUUGGUUAUCAUUCCCAAAAACUACAGUCUGUUCGCCGUCAAUUUAUUUGUCGGUUUGACACAAGUUAUUCAACUCGGCCGCGCAUACAAUUAUCAAAUGGAACAAAAAAAACUGGCAGGUGAACAACCUGCGAAGAAGAACGAAUUGUAAAUGGCUUUAAUUUCGAUUUGUAUAUAAUAUUUAAAUGUUUGUACAUAGAAAUGUAUAUAAUGUUAAAGAGACGCAUGCUAACCACAUUAAUUAUGCGGCAAGUGGUGUACCCAUGCCAUUAAAAUCUACAAAGGUGAUUAAUAUCGAUUUGCUUUAUUUGCUGUCAAUACACACAUAUAUAGUAUGUAUACAAAGCACUUUACAUACAAAUAUAUGCAUGAUAAAAAUGUAAUUACGGCCAAAAUAACACAUCAGGCGGUAGCAGUAAUAAAAUAUUAAUAAAUAAAUAAAUAGAGCAAACGCAAGGCUCCUACAUAUACUUAUGUAUGGAUAUAUGCAUACAUAUUUGUAUACCCGCAUGCAUAAGCAAGUUACAAAUUGCACUUGAAUGCAGAAAGUCAAUGUCAAUGGCGCAACAUCCACAUGACUUCUAAAUAAACACACAUGCAUACAUAUGCAAAUAAUUUAGGCAAACAACAAAACCGUUGGCCAGUAAAAGUGCUCAAUAUGUCGAAGCCGUCAUUUAUUAUUAUAUAAUAGUACUACAAAAACUGGUGAUAUAAUUAAGUAGUGAAUUGUAAAUUAAAUAAUAUUAUCUGUUGUUUAACUACACUAAAGCUGAAUUAAUUUUGAAUUUAAACUAUAACUAAGUUAAGAAAGUUAAACAAUCAGAUCAUCACAAAACAGCACAAAUUAUGCAAAUAAAAAAUGUUAUUUAAAAUUCAUAGUAGUAAUUUAUACAAAAGCUUCCCAAUGAAAGUGAAAUAUGUAGUUUGUUUUUCUUUCUUUUAAUCUUUUGUCAUUAACUUCAAACUAUUGUAUAAUUAAUAAAAUUGUAAUUUUUUCUUUGUUUAUUCAAUUAGUCAAUGCAAACGUUAACACUCAUGUCAAAGAGUUUAAAAUUUGUGUUCCAAUCAAUAAUAAAGAACAGGUUUGAGCCAAAGAGCAAACGAAAAUAAUA